Molecule: messenger RNA, 793 nt
Organism: Danio rerio (zebrafish)
Lineage: Eukaryota; Metazoa; Chordata; Actinopteri; Cypriniformes; Danionidae
Source: RefSeq, a predicted model, not a curated record
CAGUAAAGUAAAGCCGCUUGUGUUUGACAGCAGACAAAUAUUCAGCAAAGCCAAGGAAAGACUGUCUCCAAAUACGCACAGUCCUCGAAAUUCUGAGUCUCCGUGAUGAUUUCUCAGAUCUCUCCCACUCUAUACCUGAGUGGCCUGGAGGCCCUUAAUCAGUCAGCACUGGAGCACAGGGGCGUCACUCUGCUGGUGAACGCCUGUGCUGAAUAUCCCUGUCCUGAGUAUCAAGGGGUGUCCUGUGUUUGUGUGCCGGUGGAGGACCGUCCUCACGCCCCUCUGUACCAACACUUUGACCGCGUAGCAGAGCAGAUCCAGCAGAAUCACUCUGGGAGCUCACUGGUGUUUUGCUCGGCCGGUAGAAGUAGGUCUCCAUCUCUGAUCAUGGCAUAUCUCAUGAGGUUUGAGCGACUCUCGCUGCUUCAGGCUCAUCACAGGGUUUUGGCGGUACGGCCCUUUGUCCGGCCGAACGCUGGGUUUUGGAGGCAAUUGUUGCAGUAUGAGAAGAAACUUACAGGUAGCAACAGUAUAAGAAUGGUGGCCACAUCACUGGGCGUCCUGCCAGAGGCCAUCCAGAUCACACAGGACUCCUCAUACUGUGUAAAUGUGUAUUACAUUGGGACAUUGUGAACUGGAUAUAUUUAAAUAGAGUUUGUGUGUUAUGGAAUUAAGGGUUCCAACGAAUGCCAAAAAACCUAUAUUAAUCAUACAGCUUCUUUAUAAAUGUAAUAAUCAUAAUAAUAAUAAUAAUUCCUUACAUUAAUAUAGCGCUUUUCUGGGCACUCAAAGC